Molecule: messenger RNA, 4755 nt
Organism: Adineta ricciae
Lineage: Eukaryota; Metazoa; Rotifera; Eurotatoria; Adinetida; Adinetidae
Source: the annotation of a GenBank genome assembly
AUGUUAAAUUCGUCGGUGACAGCUUCACAAAUUUUACCAAAUAACAAAGUCUAUCGACAACUAUUCGAUGCCCAAAGUCAAUUAGCCGAUGUAUACAACCGAGUACGAACUAAUCAACUAUCACAAUCUGUUAAUAUUAUUCCACCUCCAGAUUCUAUUCCACUUAUACGAAAUAUUAGACCACACGACGUACAAAAACGGCAAUGGAUGGCAAGUUUGCCUUAUGCUAACGAUCCUAACAUCAAUCCAAUAACUCUACUAUUUCGUGAUGAAAGGAAACGACGUCAGAAUGAACAACAACAGGAAUUAGAUGAAUUAAAGCGGGAAGUGUUCAAUCUACCGGAUAAUAUCGAUUAUGAUCACAUUGAUGAGAGCCACAAAGGAGAUCUAACGGAGCGAAUCAAAGCGAAACGACAGCAUCAAUUCGAUCAAUUAUGGAUUGAAUUUCUCAAUAAAAUAACUGAUAUCAAUCACAACUUAUUAGUUGAACUUGAGAGAAUAACUCGUGAAUGUAAUAAAUAUUACGAAGAAGGUGAUCAAGGUACAGAACUUUUCGUUAACAUCAAUCGAUCACAUGUUCUUGAUAUCGUAGAAAUUGAUGAGUAUUUACAUAAGCUAUUCAGUGGAAAUAACAUCACUUCUUUAACAAUACAAUCGUUUGAACAAGCAUUUUAUCAACUCAAUCAGCUUCUUCCGCCGCGUCUACUACACAUUCAAGAAUAUUGUCAAUCGAUCGAAGAACUUGAACUAGAACGCAUUCAUAAAAUUCGUGAUCUAUUCAAACACUAUUCUGGACAAUUGUACCAAACGCAUCAUCUACCCGAUAGAGAAAUUGCUGUUCGAUUAGAAAAACAAGCGAAUGAAUUGAAUACUCAAAUCCUCGAUAAUCGACGUGUGUACGCCGAGCUCGAAGCAAGAUUAUUGGCAGGUGAAACAGUUCGUGCACAUCGAUAUCAACGUAAGCUAGUUAACUAUCAAUCGAAAUGGGGUGAUGCCACGUGGUUGAUACAUCGAGACGAUUGGCUUUCGAAACUGUCUUCAUGUAAAACGAAAUUAGAAUCGAUCAUUUUCUCAACAUGCGAGUCGAUCGGCGCCGAUAUUGCCAAGCAAACCCAUGCAUUCAUUGCACAUGUCAAUUCGUUGAAUUCCUUCCUUCCUCCAAUAUCAACACAUGAGAAUGCUCAGAGAUGGUACAGUCAAGGUUACGAUCUAGUUGAUAUUAUUGUUCAUAAGCGGCAAAUACUUGUGUCUAAAAUAAAUGAUGUGAUCACGAAAGAAAUUGCGUUUCUAAAUGGAGAACUGGAACGUAUUCGAGAAGAAGUUCUUCAGACACGUGUUUACGAUAAUGAACAACUUGAAAUUGUAACUGAACGUGAUAUAGUUCCACUCCUUGAAGAACGAAAGCAUUUUCUAAAAAAUUCCAUUCUCGAUCGCAUACAAUCAACUUAUGAACAAUCAACACAUGCAAUGUACGAUGUUCUCGAAUGUCUGCUUGCAUUCAUUGAGCCACUAGCUAAGCAAUGGGACACUCAUCAAAUUCGACUUGAGGAUGUUACUGGCAAAUUGCUUGAUAUGAUGCAUGAGUGUCGGCGACCACAUGAUCUAGAAAACGAAAAAAAGUUAACGAAACUCGAUGUGACACUUGAUGAGAUGCGAAGUGCAUCGAGUGAAACCACGUUAGCAACACUGUUACAAGCAGCUCACAAACAACUGGAUAGGAUUAAAGCAGGUUAUGCUGCUUUCUACGAUAAAGAACACGAGGUUGUCAAUCAGUAUUCGUCAUUGAUUGCGGAAGAAGUGAAUCGAUAUGGAAACGAAAUGUUAGAGUAUUUGCAAGCUCGACCAAUCGACCCGAACACGAGUGACGAACAACCGGUGUUGUCAUUUGCACAUCAGUGCUAUACGACAUCGUUAGCCCGGCGGACGUAUGAAUUGCAUAGUCAGUUCACCAAGAAAUUGGAUUUAACAGAAGAAGAUAACGCCGGAGACGAUAGAGAAUCACAUAUGUCUGUGUCGGUGAGGAGUAGUUCAGAUGAGGAUCCUCGUAUACAGAAUGGACAAGAUCAAGCGAAAAAGCCGGCAUUUUUAACUGAAGAAGAAGUAUCCGCAGAUGAAACAGUGUCAAUACCGUUCCAUCAAGCCUUCCGAAUACCAUCGAACCUCGGAGAUUCGGUUAUAUUUAUUUUAUCCCGAGCAUUUCUCGAUUAUUACGAUCAAUGGGAACAAGAGACUGUCCGACGAGCUGAAGCAGUCAUGUAUACCAAGCAUCAUGAACUCGAUAAAGAACUGGAUUUGCAGUUACAUUUACAUGAACCAAGACGUACGCGUAUUCAAACCGAUGUUUACAAUGUUCGAAUCGCUGAACUUAUGAUGCACGACGAUCGAGUCGAACGUCAUAUCUGUGGUGUUGAAGAUAGACUGCGAGAAAUCAAUAAUGAUUACGAUCGAAUGUUGGAUGGAUUCAGCAAAUCGAUUGAUUCGUAUAAGAACGAUGUGUUUAGUCUAGAACAUAUCUUUGUUAAUGCGACGACGACUGGCCGACUUGUUUUAUUACAAGAUCGUUUGAAGAAGCAACGUGAUACAUUUAUGAAUUAUAUUCGAAUAUCAUUACGGAAGUUUCGGACGCGGUUCGAGGAAAUCAUGCAACAGUUACGUGAAGCAAAUGCGAAUUUUCGACAAUCCUUUCAGACAUUUUCCGAAGGUGGAAACUUUAGUUUGGAUGAAAUCAAUACCUUCCGAAAGAAACUCGAAAAAACCGCGUUUCAGAUCGAUAAAACUGAAUCGAACAUCUUGAAAGAAAUGGAGAAAAGCGAAAAGAAACAAUUGGAACAAGCAAACAAAAUUCUCACUCAAUUUCGCGAUAAGUUCAAAUAUCAUAUGAUCGAUCUGCAAUUUAUUGAAUUAACGAAUCGCUGGAUCAGUGAAGCACAAGUAAAGAUCAAGACCGAAGUUGGAUAUAACAAUCAGCAAGCCCAUGUCUUCAAAGCUCUUGUUCUGUUAUACGAAGCGAAGAUUGAUUCAAUUCUGAAUCCAAAUUUAGAUAAAGAACCGGCGACUAUAAACGAUGUUCGAGAUCUUUAUCAUCAAAUUGUUUCGAAUUCGUAUGAACGAGCCUUGUAUUUGAAAUGUCUUCAGAGUGAACUAGUCAUACCUGCCGCACUUGUGAGCAAUUUAAGAGCCAAAGGAUUGAUUACAGAAGACGAAUUAGUUAAUGAUCUUCAUAAUACAACUGGCACGGAAGAAUCAGGAGGAUCACGGCGAUCGUCACGACAAAGUGUUAACCCUAACCGUGCUAAUGACGAUGCAAAAGCAAUUAAACUUGCAUCAACAUCUCCGACAUUAUCACGACGUCGAACAACAGUGGUUACGUUUGGUCAUUCGGCGAGUGAAAAACACGAUGAUGUAACCACACUGUCCACGAUACGUUCUCUUCUCCAUAGCAAAAACAUGGAAUCAGAAUCCGAUGAAGUUGUCGAACAGAACGAGUCGAAAGGUUUGGAGUUCACUUCACACUCCACUCAAUCGUCAUCGAUCUUGAAAAAAUCAAAGCAAUCGGGCAAAAAGGCGACAUUUUCUAAGAAAGUAACGAAUCGAUCAUCCAUUGAUGAAUCUGCAACAACUGUGCGACGCGAAGGCUUUGCUCGUGCGAAAUCACGAGACGAAAUCUACGCACUUUAUUGCACCUUUGGUGAACGAAAACAUACCGGUCAAGAUUUUCUCUCUAGAAUUUUAAACAUUCUUCGUCAAUCAACAGAAGGUUUACUUUCUCACUCAGAAGUAUAUUACAAAGAAAAAGGUUCGCGGCAUGUCACUCGUCCUCAAGGACUGUGUGAAAAAUUCGACGAAUUCGCUGGACUGAUGGUAGAGAAACUAAAACAUUACGAAGAACAAUGCCUUGCACAUCAUGCAUAUUCCAUCAACGAAUUUCGUAAUAUUCUUGAAUUAUUCGAACGUACAUCAUCUCUAAUGGCUAAGAUCGAACUUGAUGAACAGAUUCGUGAAGGAGAGAAGUCUCUUCUCGAAUUCAAGCAGCAGUUUGACACGACAUUCAAUCAGAAAUUGAAUGAGUCCAAUGCGGAAAAGCAGAAGCUCUUUGAAUCGCUUCGUCCAGCACUUGGACUGCCUGGAAAGAAGUCGGAUUUAGAAGUUCUCAACGACCAUGAGAAAGUUCGCGAAGAGCAGCUCGAAAAAGUGAUCACGCAACUCCACAAAGAUACUCUGAAAUAUAUUCAAACGAAUGCGCAUAACACAAUCCAGUCAUUAGCAACAAGUGGCGAGCGAUUAGUCAUCCUUUUCGAUGAAAUUCUCACAGCCGAUGAAGCCACGCAAACAAGAUUGCCCAAAGUGAAACAUACUCUUCUGGAAUUAGUCAAACGGCAGCAAAUGGGUAAACCAUUGGAAGAAGUAGAAUCCGUGCCAUUAAUUGAACGUAAACAAGGUCAUUGGCUAGGUCUACCAUUUCUUGAUGAUCAAUUCAAUCGUCAACUUAAAUCGAAUACAACGAAGAAACGUCCAUCAGCGACAAAUCAACGACAGAAGAGCACGGCAUCGAUUGUGACGCAGAAAACGACGUUACCACAAAUUCAAACGAUAUCACAACGAGAUGAAGCUUAUCAAAAAUACAAAGACAAAUUAUUUCAAAUCUUAGCAGAUGUCGAAGAAAAAUGUUCUACAAAUUUAACCGAACUGAAGCGCUAUCAAACCUACUGGAGUUCUUCGAUUGAGAGAUUACAGCAUUCGCGAACAAAUUCAUAA